Penicillium vulpinum is the source of this 1554-nucleotide messenger RNA. RefSeq lists its product as uncharacterized. Gene Ontology annotation, biological process: proteolysis. The transcript has 4 exons. Gene Ontology annotation, molecular function: serine-type carboxypeptidase activity. The coding region runs from base 1 to 1554 and encodes 517 amino acids. The record is from RefSeq and is a predicted model, not a curated record. Lineage: Eukaryota; Fungi; Ascomycota; Eurotiomycetes; Eurotiales; Aspergillaceae.
AUGUUAGUUUUGGCACCCUUUGUUUUCUUGGUGACUGCGGUCGCUGCGUUGGAAAAUCCUCAUCGUAAGGCUGCAUCUUUUAAACGGCCUGCGAAAGGUCUGCACAAAAGAGAGGUUUCAGCUGCUCGGACCGAACAUAAGUAUUUGAACAAGAAGACGGAAAAAUUCGCCGUGAAUGGUACUCACUUUCCACAAGUCCCCUUCGACAUCGGCGAAAGCUAUGCAGGUCUUUUGUCAAAUACGCCUGCUGGAAACUCGAGCUUGUUCUUCUGGUUCUUCCCAUCUACCAACCCAGCUGCAGCUAAGGAGAUUACUGUCUGGCUGAAUGGAGGCCCUGGGUGCAGCUCACUUGACGGUCUGUUACAAGAAAACGGUCCAUUCCUGUGGCAAUCUGGAGCGUACGAGCCUGUGCGCAACCCCUACUCGUGGACCAACUUGACAAAUGUCGUCUACAUCGACCAGCCUGCCGACACUGGCUUUUCUCCUGGCCCAUCCACUGUUCAGAAUGAGGUCGACAUCUCGAAUCAAUUCAAUGACUUCUGGGAGCGCUUCAUUCAAACCUUCAGCAUGGAGGGGUACAAGGUUUAUCUCACCGGAGAGAGCUAUGCUGGCCAAUACAUCCCGUAUAUGGCAGAAGGGAUGUUGAACCGCAAUGACAAGAAGCAUUUUAAUUUGAAGGGCAUCCAGAUUAACGACCCGUCCAUCAAUGACAAUAACGUCUUGAUGUAUGCCCCGGCAGUAGCAGCACUGAACCACUAUUCCUCCGUCUUUGCCCUGAAUUCCACCUUUAUGACCGAAAUCAACGAACGCGCCGAUAAAUGCGGCUACACCGAUUUCCUAGAAAAAGCCCUAACCUAUCCCCCACCCAAGAAUUUCCCGGUAGCACCAGACCCUUUCGAGAAUGGCUGCGCUCUCUGGGACGAGAUCAUAAAGGCGGCAACAUACAUCAACCCAUGUUUCAACAUAUACCACCUAACAGAUUUCUGUCCUUUCCUCUGGGAUGAAAUGGGUUUCCCAUCCUUAGCAGGCGGGCCAAACAACUACUUCAACCAGUCUGCCGUGCAAGCAGCCCUCAACCUCCCACCAACAAACUACGCCAUCUGCGGCGGCGAAAUCUUCGCAGACGGCGAUGGAUCCGUGCCUAGCGCGCUCGGCCCACUGCCCGGAGUCAUCGAGCGCACGAACAACGUGCUCAUCGGCCAUGGAUGGUACGAUUUCUUGCUCUUCGCGAACGGAACACUCGCUACGAUUCAGAAUAUGACUUGGAAUGGAGCGCAGGGAUUCCAGAGGCCACCGGAUGAGCCUCUGUUCGUGCCGUAUACGGAUGAGCUCGAGGAUAUCUCUAAUGGGAAUGCUGGUUCGCCUUGGAAUUAUGAUGCCGGUGGUGGUAUUCUUGGAACGGCACAUACGGAGCGUGGUCUUACCUUCAGCUCGGUUUAUACGGCCGGUCAUGAGAUCCCGCAAUAUACUCCAGGUGCGGCUUAUAGGCAUUUGGAGUUCUUGCUUGGAAGGAUUGAGAAUCUCCAGCAGAGGGGUCCUUUUACAACUUUGUAA